AUGCUGUCGUCCGCCAGGGCUUUGCUGGCUCGACUGGAGAUCUACCGCGGCGACCGGGCCGAGGAGGAGGAGGAGAAGGAGCUGCAGCCACUGCCGCAGCCGCCCCGACAACACCCUCCGCUUGCGGUCGACGCCGUUCUUACGCGGCGUGUUGCCCUCCUGCGAAAACGCCUGAAUGCCUUGAAAGAAGAGAACGGCGGCUUGCGUCGGGAAAUAGAGGCCGCGGAAAGGACGAUCGCGACACACAGCUUGCCCACUGCCGCGAUCCUCAUGUUGGGCUUUCAGUGCGUGCUGGAGGAGUACAGCCGGGCGCUGCAGAGUGAAGGAGAGCAUGUGCACGAAACAUCACUCAUGCGUGAUGCGUUGGUCCAUGCGUUGCAGCAGCUGUAUUCCUUGAAAUCGUUUAUGAAGACAUUGGAUGGCCUACAUGAAGCGUACAGACAGGUGCAAAGGGAGGGCGUUCAGUUGGUUCUGGAGAACUAUGUUGGGGGGAUUUCGGAGGAUGACGUACGCACGGCAGCGGCGGAGCUCAUUGUGCGAUAUGAUGUCCUUGAGGAAAGACGGAUGCAAUCGGUGAGCGAGUACAAUUUACUUCAGCGCAGUUUUGCCAACGCCGUUGGUGUGGCUGUUUCCCGUGCCAUGCUGCAUGUUGGGAAGAGCAAGCAGGCAGGUCAACAGACUCUGUCGUUGCUGAGUGCCAUGCAGCAGGUGGUGCUGGGGGCGUUGGAUGUCUUUCGUCAUUUAGAGCAAGACGUGGCGACGAACUUCGCGCGGGGCGUGAGUGUGAAUGCGGUUCUCCUCAAGAGGCUCCACGCAAUUAGUCUGUCGAUGGUCCCACAACACGCAGCGCCCACCACCGCCGAUCUGCAGGCGAUGACCGGUGGCGUGGCGGACACUGACAUUGAGCAGCGGCGGGACGGCUGCUACGACGCUUGUGUGCAGUCUUUGCAGGCCGCUUUGUUUCUACUGGUGGACUGA
Messenger RNA from Trypanosoma cruzi, 978 nucleotides. RefSeq lists its product as uncharacterized. Bases 1 to 978 code for a protein of 325 amino acids. The transcript has a single exon. The record is from RefSeq and is a predicted model, not a curated record. NCBI's taxonomy places the organism in Eukaryota, Euglenozoa, Kinetoplastea, Trypanosomatida, Trypanosomatidae.